AUGAGACAAAAAAAAGAAGAGAUCGAGGCGUUUGCUUUCUAUUUAAAGACUACAUUAGUAGCUCAUCAUAUGGUUUUAUUCAAGCUAUCUACAAUUAACAACGAUUCACUGACUUACAAUAUGUCUAUCCCCGGAGAUAAUAUGUCUUUCCUCGGAGAUUACGAUCACCUCAAAAUUCAAAUGAAAGAUAUACUAUCAGCCACCCACAACUUUGAUCCCGCCAAGGAGAUCGGGAAAGGUGGUUUCGGGCGGGUCUACAAAGGAGAAGUAUCUCUCCGAGGGGGCCGAAUCAUGGUCGCUUUUAAGAGAUUAGAUCGUAGAUUCGGUCAAGGGAAUACCGAGUUUUGGAAGGAGGUGAUGAGGCUUUCAAAGUACAAACAUGAAAACUUGAUAUCUCUCAUGUGCUAUUGCAUUGAGGGUAAGGAGAUGAUCCUCGGAUACGAGUAUGCGUCUCGUGGAAGCUUGGAUAGCUAUCUACCUGAUCCUAGGCUCACAUGGACCCAACGCUUGAAGAUAUGUGUUGGGGCCGCACGUGGCCUAAAUUACCUACAUGAUCCCAGGGGGGCACAACAAAGACUUCUCCAUCGAGAUAUCAAAAGUGCAAACUUCCUUCUUGAUGAAAAUUGGAUUGUAAAAGUUUCCGAUUUUGGUCUAUCAAAAGCUGCCCCAGCUAACCAAGCGCAAACAGUUGUUGUUUCCAAUGCUCUCGGAACGCACGGGUAUUGUGAUCCCUUGUACAUGGAGGAGGGUUUCCUGUCGAAAGAAUCCGAUGUGUACUCUUUUGGAGUCGUGCUGUUUGAAGUUUUGUGUGGGAGGUUGUGUUUUGAAUGUACCAAAAAGGUGAGCUAA
Molecule: messenger RNA, 849 nt
Organism: Erigeron canadensis
Lineage: Eukaryota; Viridiplantae; Streptophyta; Magnoliopsida; Asterales; Asteraceae
Product: putative receptor-like protein kinase At5g39000
Exons: 1
Coding region: 1-849 (282 amino acids)
Biological process (GO): protein autophosphorylation
Cellular component (GO): plasmodesma; plasma membrane
Molecular function (GO): transmembrane receptor protein tyrosine kinase activity; ATP binding
Source: RefSeq, a predicted model, not a curated record